Microthlaspi erraticum is the source of this 1188-nucleotide messenger RNA. The record is from the annotation of a GenBank genome assembly. Lineage: Eukaryota; Viridiplantae; Streptophyta; Magnoliopsida; Brassicales; Brassicaceae.
AUGAACAUCGCCAUUAUACAUCCAGAUCUUGGAAUAGGUGGAGCAGAGAGAUUGAUCGUCGAUGCGGCGGUUGAGCUUGCGUCGCAGGGUCAUAAAGUUCAUGUCUUCACCUCUCACCACGAUAAAUCUCGAUGCUUCGAAGAAACUCUCUCUGGCAUCUUUCAAGUUACGGUGUAUGGUUCGUUCCUGCCACGGCAUAUUUUCUACCGUCUACACGCAGUCUGUGCAUAUUUGAGGUGCUUGUUUGUUGCUCUUUGUGUUCUCUUGGGAUGGUCUCCGUUCGAUGUUAUACUUGCAGACCAGGUCUCAGUCGUAGUCCCAUUGCUGAAACUCAAAAGAUCAUCAAAGGUUGUUUUCUACUGCCAUUUCCCUGAUCUCUUGCUAGCUAAGCAUACAACUGCUCUCAGGAGGAUGUAUCGGAAACCCAUUGACUUUAUCGAAGAACAAACCACAGGAAUGGCUGAUAUGAUCCUUGUUAACAGCAAAUUCACUGCAUCAACAUUUGCAAAGACGUUCAAGAGUCUUCAUGCACGAGGAUGUCGCCCGGCUGUUCUUUACCCAGCAGUCAAUAUCGAACAGUUCGAUGAACCGCAUGCUUAUAAGUUGAAUUUCCUCUCCAUCAACCGCUUUGAGAGGAAAAAGAACAUCGAUCUAGCCGUUUCAGCUUUUGCUAUACUAUGCAAACGUAAGGAAAAUCUGAGUGAUGUUACUCUCACCAUUGCAGGCGGAUAUGACGAACGAUUGAAGGAGAAUAGAGAGUACUUGGAGGAGCUGAAAAGCUUAGCCGAGAAAGAAGGAGUUUUUGAUCGAGUAAACUUCAUCACAUCUUGUUCAACCGCUGAAAGAAACGAACUUCUCUCGAGCUGCUUGUGCGUUCUCUACACACCAACGGAUGAACAUUUCGGCAUUGUUCCAUUAGAAGCAAUGGCUGCAUACAAACCCGUGAUAGCCUGCAACAGCGGUGGCCCCGUGGAGACGGUGAAGAAUGGACUAACCGGCUAUCUCUGUGAACCGACUCCAGAAGAUUUCAGUUCGGCGAUGGCUAGAUUCAUCGAGAAUCCGGAGUUGGCGAAUAGAAUGGGAGCUGAAGCCAGGAAGCACGUUGUUGAAUCCUUCUCUGUGAAGACGUUUGGAGAGAAGUUGAAUCAGUAUCUCGUCGAGGUUGUAUCAAGUCCUAAAGAAGAUUGA